This is a messenger RNA of Aspergillus vadensis CBS 113365, 1882 nucleotides long. RefSeq names its product PP2C family serine/threonine-protein phosphatase. The coding region runs from base 317 to 1672 and encodes 451 amino acids. Gene Ontology annotation, molecular function: protein serine/threonine phosphatase activity; cation binding. Gene Ontology annotation, biological process: protein dephosphorylation. The transcript is spliced from 7 exons. The record is from RefSeq and is a predicted model, not a curated record. Lineage: Eukaryota; Fungi; Ascomycota; Eurotiomycetes; Eurotiales; Aspergillaceae.
CUCUCUCCCUCCACCAUCCCAUCAUCAGUUCUGCUCACGCUUUUCUGCUGGUUCCAUUCCCGCUUGCCGCCUCCCGAAUAGUCAUUCUGCCCUUGCCCUCAAAGCCAACCUAAUCUCUUCUCUUUCACCUGAUCUGCUGCCUCUUCCCUCCCCAUCCCCCUCCCCUCGUCUUCCCCCCCCAAAAAGAAUCCGCCGGGUUUUCUACCUUUUCUCUUCCUUCUAUCCUUUCCCCUCCUCCCCCUCUUCGGUGGUGUGUGUAUGUCUGUAACGGGCCUUUUCUCUGCGUGAACAGUUUAAUUGUGAUCCACUAGAAAUCAUGGGUCAGACCUUGUCCGAGCCCGUGGUCGAUAAGACUUCCGCUGAAGGUCAAGAUGAGUGCUGUAUAUACGGUGUUUCCGCCAUGCAGGGUUGGCGAAUCAGCAUGGAGGAUGCCCAUGCUGCUGUCCUCGACCUGCAGGCCAAGUACUCGGAGCAGGAAGAAAAGCCGACCGACCCCGAUAAACGACUCGCUUUCUUCGGUGUAUAUGACGGGCACGGUGGUGACAAAGUAGCAUUAUUCGCCGGAGAGAACGUCCACAAGAUUGUCGCGAAGCAGGACUCCUUUGCCAAAGGUGAUAUCGAACAGGCCCUGAAGGAUGGCUUCCUCGCUACCGACCGGGCUAUUUUGGAAGACCCGAAGUAUGAGGAGGAAGUGUCUGGCUGCACCGCAGCCGUCAGCGUUAUUUCGAAGCACAAGAUCUGGGUGGCCAAUGCUGGUGAUUCUCGCUCUGUACUGGGUGUCAAGGGCCGCGCGAAGCCUCUUUCAUUUGACCACAAGCCUCAGAACGAAGGCGAGAAGGCUCGUAUCAGCGCUGCUGGUGGUUUCGUUGACUUUGGCCGUGUCAACGGCAACCUGGCCCUGUCGCGGGCCAUUGGUGACUUCGAAUUCAAGAAGAGUCCCGAGUUGUCUCCUGAGCAGCAAAUUGUCACUGCCUAUCCUGACGUCACUGUGCACGAUCUCAGUGACGAUGACGAGUUCCUCGUAAUUGCCUGUGACGGUAUCUGGGAUUGUCAGUCCUCCCAAUCAGUGGUGGAAUUUGUCCGCCGUGGGAUUGCCGCGAAGCAGGACUUGUAUCGGAUCUGUGAGAACAUGAUGGACAACUGCCUGGCCUCCAACAGUGAAACCGGCGGUGUUGGCUGCGACAACAUGACGAUGGUCAUCAUCGGUCUCCUUAACGGUAGGACCAAAGAGGAGUGGUACAACCAGAUCGCUGAGCGCGUGGCGAACGGCGACGGCCCUUGCGCUCCGCCCGAGUACGCUGAGUUCCGCGGCCCCGGUAUCCGGAAUCAAUUUGAGGAGAACCCGGAUGACUUUGACAUGGAAAACGACCGUGCGCGUGGCUUCAGCGUCCGCUCUGGCCGCAUCAUCCUCUUGGGGGACGGCACUGAAUUGAUUCCGGAACAGAACGAUGACGAACUCUUUGAUCAGGCUGAGGAAGACCAGGACCUUGUCAAUCAGGUGCACCGUGAUUCACCUGAUGCGGCUCGGAAUGAACGGGAGGGAACUCCUGGACCUCAGUCUAAGGACACUCCCCGAACGGACGCCGCUGAGAUAUCGGAGUCGCCGUCUACCACCGCGGAGGGUUCGUCCGGCAGUGCCCCUGGAACGCCGCAAAAGCCUACGAGUUCGUAGUCAUGAUGGAUCUCUUGCAUUUCUCCUUGAUGUGUCUUUUCUUUUUUUUUUUUUCUAUUUCCUUUUCUACCCUUGCCGCGCUUGUUACCUUUUUCCCUUUUUCCUUAUUUUGGUUCUUUGAAAACCAUCCUUGUGUGAUUCUACGACUGUGCCCGUUUUUACCUAUUUCCUUACAUUUACGUGGACUUCUUUCUGCCUUGCCCCUUUCGG